AUGGAUCGCCAGCGGAAAAGGGAGCUUCGUGACCUGAACGAGCGCGCUUGGGCGGGUGAAACUGAUGUAUUCACCACCAGCAAGUCCCUCGACUCAGCGCUCAAGAAAAACACUGCCUUUAUCAAGCGACUUCGCACAGGCAUCAGCGCCUCCGCCCUUUCCACUUUCCUCGCUGAUAUCCGCACACUCUCCCUCCACAAGUACCUCUCCGAGAUCAUCUCCGCCUGCUACGAAGGCCUUUGCAAACUCAAAUCCCCCGGGGAAAUAGCCGCAGGAGUAGAGGUUGUCAGCGCGCUGCACCAGCGGUUUGGACCAUGGGAGUUCACGCGCCAGAUCGGUUGGCUACUCGGCCGGGGGCUGAGCACACCGGAUAAAGCGCAGCUCAAGGCCCUCAGCCAGGAAAUUCGCGAACGCGAAGAGAAAGACCGUUUGUCUCGGCACCGCGUUCUUCUCCGUGUCGUUACGGAGCUUUGGCUGGUCAAUGUGUUGAAGACACUUGAUGAUGUUGAACGGCCUGAGGAUCUGGGCGCGAAGGGCAAGGAGGGCGGUGUUGGAAUCGGCAGCAAAGCGCCAGACGCCCCGCUGAAAGCCAAGACGCCCGCUGCUGGAUCCAAAGACCAGGACAAGCAAGCUGAGCCGUUUCCACUAGAGGUUCUUAAGGAGUUGCUCGGACAUGACCGUGAUCACACCAACCUUCCCCUGGCAGUCUUGUUCGUUAAGAGCUUUAGCUGGGAUAUCGUUGGUGCGAAGCUUGCUGAAGAUGGCAGGAAGACUGUUGAGGCCGAUGGCGCAACUUCCUCUGGCGCGGAUGCGCAGACCUCUGAAAUCAAUGAUGUUUCCGCAGAAAUGGAUCUGCCUUUGACCCCAGAGAAGACCCAGCAGCGGUUUAGGAAUAUCCUGAGUCGAUAUCUUGAAGAUGUUAAGGCUCAUGUGGUUCGUGACCAGAGAGCGCUGGCCCAGCAAAAUCGCCGUAAUGCCGAGGCAUACGUGAAGAGCGGCGAGAUCUUCGAAGACCGCCAAGCCAAUUUCGAAAAGCAGUCUAAGGUUCUGGAGAAGCUUGUAGCCAAUACUCAGGUGCUGUGUGAAGCUCUCGGUACUGAGAUGCCCGAUAUCGCCGAGAAGGAGACCACCGAUGCUUCAACAAGCGGUGGUAUUGGGCUUGUGAAGACCACCGAUUAUCUCCGAGGCCAGGGCGAAGGUGCUGGAAUUUGGGAGGACGAAGAAGAAAGACGAUUCUACGAGAAUCUAGUCGACCUGAAGGGCAAGGUGCCAGCCAUGCUUCUUGAAGAUGGCAAAAAGAAGAAGAGCGAGGCCGAGGAAGCGGGCAAAAAGAAGCCAGAUGGUGAACCAGCUGACUCCACGGCCGAGCCGGUGGAUGAUACUUCUGUCGCAGAAACGGAUGACCAGUCGACCGCCAUUGCCAGCAAGUCUGUUGGCGCGCAGGUGGACUCUCUCCUCGCAAAGCUUCCUGAACUUCAGACCAAAGAUCAAGUCGACCAGUUCGCUCUGGAUUUCUGCUGGGUUAACUCUAAAGCAUCACGAAACAGGCUAGUCAAAGCCGUCUCGGACAUCCCCAAAGGUCGCAUCGAUCUUUUGCCUCUCUAUUCCCGCCUGGUAGCCACGCUAGGACAGUACUUGCCGGAUAUCCCGCAAGGAAUAACCGCUUAUCUCGACGAGGAGUUCCGAAGUCUACAGCGGCGCAAGUCGAAGGAGUUCCUCGGCCAAGUACGCAUGGCCAAUGUACGCUACCUGGCCGAGUUAACCAAGUUCGGCGUUGUUCCGGAGCAUAUCAUCUUCCAUUGCUUCAAAGUCUCGCUCGACGAAUUUUCGCGCAUGAACAUUGAGAUCAUCGGUCAUUUGCUCGAGAACUGUGGUCGUUACUUGCUACGCAACCCGGAAACAUCCCCACGGAUGGCUUCUUUCCUUGAGACUCUGAGCCGAAAGAAGACUGUUCAACACCUCGCCCAACAGGAGCGGAUGGUCAUCGAAAAUGCCAUCUACUACGUUGACCCACCGCCACGACCAGCGAUCCAGCAGAAGGAACGCACACCGAUGGAGCAGUACAUUCGUCGCUUAAUCUACCUAGAUAUGAACAAGCGCAAUUACACCAAAAUCUUGAAGGCUAUUCGCAAACUUCACUGGGAAGAGCGUGAGGUCGUUGACAUUCUAGAACGUGUGUUCAGCAAACCGGUCAAGGUGAAGUAUGGCAGCAUUCACCUUUUAGCUAUUCUUGUCAGCGCUUUGUACCGGUACCACCAAGAUUUCGUCAUCGGCAUUGUCGACAACGUUCUGGAGCAGGUAACGCUCGGUCUUGAGCAGAACGACUUCAAGUUUAACCAAAAGCGCAUUGCGGAAAUCAAGUACCUGGGUGAGCUUUAUAACUACAAGAUGAUUGAUUCUCCAGUCAUUUUCGAUACACUCUACCGUAUUAUUACCUUUGGUCACGAAGGCGGUACUCCGGUCCCUGGAAGAAUCAGUAUGCUGGACAUGCCAGAUGACUACUUCCGCCUGCGGUUAGCGUGCACCCUUCUUGAUACAUGUGGCCACUGCUUCGACCGAGGUUCAGCCAAGAAGAAACUAGAUUUCUUCCUUGCUUUCUUCCAGUAUUACCUAUUCACCAAGGAUCCUUUACCCAUGGAUGUCGACUUCCUUGUCCAGGAUACCUACCACUCUAUCCGCCCGCAGUGGAAGCUUGCGAGCGAUGCCGAAGAAGCGACCCGCAUUUUCAGCGAGGCUGUCGCCCUGAACUACAACGUCCAGGAUUCCGAGAGACCCGUUGAAGCUGACGAGGAGGAGGCGGAAAGCAGCUCGUCUGACGAGGACCUUGAGGAGGACGUGAACGAAAUCGACGAAGACCAGGAAUCUAGCGAUGAGGCCGAAGUAGGUCCCCCAACCCCCGUGUACGACUUCCAUUUUUUUAACCAGUCACAGGCAUCUGGGCCCAAUGCAGAGGCGAAUGACGAAAGCGAGAGCGAGUUCGAAGAUGAGGACGAGCAAAUUGUCGUCACGCGCCAAGAAGAGGAGCGAGAUCCUGUGACCGAGGCUGAGUUUGAUCGAGAAUACGAAAAGAUGAUGGCCGAAAGCAUGGACUCGAGACGAUUCGAGCGCAAGACCGUCUUUGACAUUCCCCUGCCCAUGAAGCGUCCUCUCCGUGAAAACAUGCCCAGUGAUUCUAGUCCGGAGCCAGUCCCAGCCGAAUUAGUCCCACCAUCGACAAUGGCCUUUUCCCUGAUGACGAAGAAGGGCAACAAGCAACAGACCCGGACUAUCGAUCUCCCAUCGGACUCGACCUUUGCCAUUGCUAUGCGAAGCCAGCAACAAGCCGAUCGCGAAGAGCAGCAACGCAUCAAAAAUCUGGUCCUAAACUACGAGGCUUCCAAUGAACCCGAACCAACCGAGAGUGAGAAUUACCCCAUGGAGAAUGAUAACCGAAAGGACUCCCCACUGAGAUAUCGUAAAGCAGCAACCCAGGAGAAACGUACCCCAGCAAGCCAACGAAUGGACAAAGCCGGUGCCAACAGGUCCGCCUUCCGCUCUCGCAAACUCCAGCUCAGCGAUGUCAACUGGUAA
Penicillium soppii is the source of this 3570-nucleotide messenger RNA. RefSeq names its product regulator of nonsense transcripts 2. The record is from RefSeq and is a predicted model, not a curated record. The coding region runs from base 1 to 3570 and encodes 1189 amino acids. Gene Ontology annotation, cellular component: cytoplasm; exon-exon junction complex. Gene Ontology annotation, molecular function: RNA binding; protein binding. NCBI's taxonomy places the organism in Eukaryota, Fungi, Ascomycota, Eurotiomycetes, Eurotiales, Aspergillaceae. Gene Ontology annotation, biological process: nuclear-transcribed mRNA catabolic process, nonsense-mediated decay. The transcript has 4 exons.